Paramecium primaurelia is the source of this 495-nucleotide messenger RNA. The record is from the annotation of a GenBank genome assembly. NCBI's taxonomy places the organism in Eukaryota, Ciliophora, Oligohymenophorea, Peniculida, Parameciidae.
UAAUGAGCAAUGCAUUUAAGUCUGCUGCAGGAAACACAUUGUCCAAAAAUGAUAUGGGCUAAACUGGAUAAAGUUUUGCAGGAUCACAAAACCCAGCAUCUUUAAAGGGCAAACUUAUGAGUUUAGAGGUAAAUUGAUAUAUCAAAUUAAAGGAAACAAUAAAAGGAAUUUAAGAUGAAAUGAAUUUCCAUAAAAAGGAAGUCCAAAUUCUCAAAUCAGAAAAGGAUACUUUAGAGUCUGUUUUGAGUAUGAAAACAUAAGAUGUCAAAAAAACACUUACUAAUGAACUCAUGAGAAUAGAAGAGGAAAUGAAAAGGUAUUCUGUUUUAAUAUCAACUUUAGACAUUUUGCUCAUUAAAAGGCUGAGAAUUCAAGAUUACAGCAACAAAUUACUGCUUUGAAAGGUGAAAAGACUGCACUUUAAUAAUAAUUACUUGGUCUCCAAAGAAGAAUAGCUGAAUUAGAAUUAUAAGUAGGUUAAGAAUAAGGUUGAAU